This is a messenger RNA of Rattus norvegicus (Norway rat), 10333 nucleotides long. Lineage: Eukaryota; Metazoa; Chordata; Mammalia; Rodentia; Muridae. The record is from RefSeq and is a predicted model, not a curated record.
UCUCUCUCUUCCUCCCUCCCUCCUUCCUUCCCAUCCUCUACACACACACACACACACACACACACACACAUACUUUUUUUCUUUUGAAACAUGGUCCCCCUGUGGGGUGGGCAUUAAACUAGGGUCAUCAGGUUGGCAGUAUUGACUUAACUUGUCCAGCAACUUUGUCAUGGCUUCUAAGUGACUUCAUUGAUGAUUAAAAAAAAAAAAAAAAGUGAGGUUACCUAACUUUGCCAGGUUUUUCCCCAACAAGAAUUUUGGAAAUUUGCUUUUUAAUUUCACAAGUUUAGCAAUGUGUUGUCUAGUUAAUUUCAUAACAUAAAAGGUAAGAGAGGAUGGGAGUUUGGAGGGAGGGUUGCUAGAACAUGCAUGGUGAGAACCAUCGGGGCACACAGUCAUUGUGUGGCACAGAUUAUCUCAAUGGAAGCUUUUCUUUUGAAGAAGCCCAGGUUUAUAUGUGAGAUGCAGGGUUCCCUGUGAGCUGCCUUGUCUGGCUGGAGGCUGCUUCCCUUCUAGAAUAUAGAAUCUCCUGUGAACAAUUCCUGCUGGGGUGAAGGGAGGACUUGGCUCAGAGGAGGAGCCAAGUCUGGUGCUGUCUGGUGUAGGCUCUUCCAGCUUCCAGGAGAGGAGCUGUCUCAAGGAAGGGAGAAGCCUGUUCAGAGAAGGGAGAAGCUGUUUAGCAGGGUUUGACUACCUGGUUGCAGGGUGUGGCAUUUUGCCCUCUUGCCCAGUGCUGGAGAAGUGAAGAGUCAGCUAGGGCUCACUAUUGCGGGACAAGGUUCUCAAAUGUGACUCGAACCACUUGGCUUUGUUUUGUUAGUUUUUGUUUGUUUUGUUCUUUGAGACUGGGUUUCUUGUGUAGCCCUGGCUGUCCUGGAACUUAUUCUGUAGAUCAGGCUGGCCUCCAAAUCACAGAAAUCCACCUGCCCCUGCCUCUUGAGUGGCAAGACUCAAGGUGCGUGCACCACCAUCAUCUGACUUGGUGGUUGCUUUAAAUCUGGUUCACAGAAAGUUAAGUCUGAGGAGAGAAUUACACUUAAAAUUUUUACUUGAAACUAGGGACACUUGGGCAGUGAAAUGCUCAGUGGGUAAAGGUGCUUGCUAUGCAAACCUGACUACUUGAGUUCGAUCCCCAGAACCCACAUAAAGGUGGGAGGAGAGAACUGACAGCAUAAAGUUGUUAUCUGACUCUUAUGUGUAUGCCAUGGCACACAGACAUGCACAAAUAUCACACAAAAAUAAUAAAACCUUAGGGAUUUUUUUAAAAGCAACAAUACAAAAAUACCAGACUACUUUCUUGCACCCUUUAAAAAUAAUCUUUUAUUUAUAUCUUGACAAUUUCAUACACAUAUCUUGAUCAUAUACACAUCCAGGAUGCUUUGCCAGUCCCAUAAUGGCAGUUGAGUCAGGCCCACUAGUAGUCUGUCUGUUGGUCUGUCUUGUAAAGAAGGUUGCUUCACAUGAGUAUUUGUAUCUAAACAUGUCCUGGCCAAGCGUAGUCAUGGAACAGUUUUCUUAGAUGUGUUCCUGGCCCAGCUUGAGCUAGGAGGCUUUCAGUGAUUCCUCUUGAGUAUGUCUCUGUGUGUGCACAUGUGUGUACGUAUGUGCAGAGCAUGUUAAUGCCAUUCCUCUUGAAUGACCAUCCAGUGCCCAUCUUUGCCCAGGCCACCUAAGACAGGCACUGACCCUCCUCCAGGAGCCUUGGGCCCUUGAUACAGAAUAGUGAGGUGCAUGGGAGCCAGGCUGGCUUUGAAGUGUGGCUCUGCCACUUCCUAGUUCCGUGGCCUGAGGCCAGCUUUAUGUGUCUUCAGAGCACUGAGGUCAGAUGACUUAACUGCAGGUAAAGCACUUGGCAUAGCUUGUGGCAGGAGAGAGAACACCAGCUGCCAUUUCUGUCUCAGGAUGUUGUAGAAACAUCUCACUGUUCUUGGGAUCUGUUCAUGGAAGCUGUUUUUCCUCGUGCUGUGAAAGUUGAAAGGUCAUGGAUUUCACCAUACUAGGCUUGUGCCAGACUGAAGGACAAUCAAUGCCUUUUACUAACAGACACUGAUCAAACGGGAUUAGAAUGGGGAUCCAGGGCGCUUUCCUUCCUCUUCACAUAACUUCAGGCAAACAAUGAAUUUUAAGGCAAACAAUGAAUUUUAAGGCAGCUGAUCUCGAAAAGAGAUCAGAGAUUCUAGCUUGUUAGAGUUAAUGAACUGGGUUUUCUGAUUGGAUGUGUACUGCUAACAGCCCUCCCUCACUUUCUUGUUGGUGUAGGAAAUGGAUUGCAAAACUCCUUGGGGCUGUCCCUUAUGGUUGCUGUACUCCUUGGGAGUGUCCCUUAGGGUUGCCGUACUCCAUGUGGUGUCCCUUAUGGUUUUUCGAGGCUUUCUAUCUAUGUCUGUUCCUAAUUCUCAUCUUGCUUCUCCGGCUAGUUGGACGUUGAGUCCCACCAUAGCUGCUGUGCCCUCCCUCCAGCCACUCCCUGUGUGGACCCUUUCUUCUGGUGCUUCAUUUGUUCGCUUGUCCUUCACUGCUUGUUUUGAGGCAGAGUCUCCUCCUGUAGCCCUGAAGAGCCUGGCAUUCCUGAUCUUCUGGCUGUGUCCUCAGGUGCAUGCUGCUGUGUGCGGCUUGUUCCAUGUUCUGUGAACAGUUCUACAGAGUUCCUGAUGUCCGUUGUUCAUACAGUCAGUGUUAAGAGACAAGGUCCCUGUUUAAGGGAUUGAUAGAGGUUAAGGUGGACAUUGUGGCAAUUUGAGGUGAUAAGGUAAGGUCCCAAGAUGUGCCAUUUAAGCCAGGACUCUGGAAUGAGAAAGAGCCAGCUCUGUGGAAGACUGGGAUGUAUGCUGUGGACAGAGAGCAGCAAGCACAGUGCUUUUGAGUGUCGUGUGCUUUAGGCUGUCUCACUGCCCAUCGAAAGCCCAUGUGGCCUGGAGGAGGAAGGGCAUGCAGGGAGUCAUUGGAAGGGAAGCUCCUUUAGUGCCAGGAAGCAAGGUUUUCUUCUUUUAAGUGCACUCACUGAUAGACUUUCCCACACAAUGAAGCUGGGGGGCAGGGUUUGUUUGUUUUGAUUCUUUGAGAUAUGGUGUUUUAUUAAAGCUGAGACUGACCUUGCAUUCGUGAUGUUCUUGUCUCCAGAACAGCCAAACUACAGGAGCACACCAUCAUUCCCAGCUUUUAGAUUGUAUUCUUUUUUUUUUUUUAAGAUUUUAUUUGUUUAUUAUAUAUAAGUAACUGUACCUGUUUUCAGACACACCAGAAGAGGGCAUCAGAUCCCAUUACAGAUGGUUGUGAGCCACCAUGUGGUUGCUGGGAAUUGAACUCAGGACCUCUGGAAGAGCAGUCAAUGCCCUUAACCGUUGAGCCAUCUCUCCAGCCCUAGAUUGUGUUCUUACAGAGCCUUUCUCUUCGUUCCCUGUGGGAAGUGGAUGGAAACAGGGGCAUGGGAGGAGGCCUUCCAGGCUGGGGUGCUCAGUACUCCCGUGCUGUCAUUGGUGGGCUUGUGAUUGAUAGAAUGUGGAAUUGUGAACAAAAGAGCAGUCUGCACUGAGUUUCUGGAUCAAGGAACUGGCUAGGUUUGGGGGAAAAAACUUACAGUUAGUGGGGCCAAUUGAUUAAUUAGAUCAGCAGUUAAGGUCAUUGCUGCUCUUCCGAGGAGACAGGCUUGGUUCCCAGCACCCACAUGGUAGCUAGCUAGCUCACAGCUAUCUGUAACCCCGUUCAGGGGAUCCAGGGCCCUCCUCUCUCCUAGUGCAUGUACAUGUAGCAACAUGAAAUUGUUUAAAAAUGAAUUUACAAUUAGAGUCAUCAAUAAAAAAAGUGUCAACAGCUAUAAAAUUUUGUAUAUGAGAAAGAUGACCUUUAGUGUGUCAGUGUAGAAUAGAUAGAGUUUUACUAAAUGUUUGGGUAACGGGAGAGUCCCUAGGGAGGGACAUUUAUAUGUAUUUUAACAUUAUUGCUUACAGCAAAAUGAUAGAUCACAUUUUAAUUUAAUGAUUCAUAUGUGUGUGGAGGGCACAGGCUGAUGUCAGCAGGCCCCAGGGAUCAUCCUCCCUUGGCUUUACAGGUGCACAUUCCUGGACCUGGCAUUUAUAUGGGUACUGGGAUCAAAUUCCAUGUGUGGGCAAGUGCUUUAUUAGUGAGCCAUCACUCCAGUUCCUGGAUUUCUUUCUUCUUUUUUCUUCCUUCCUUCCUUUCUUAAGAUUUAUUUUACGUGAGUACACCGUCAUUCUCCAGACACACCAGAAGAGGGCAUUGGAUCCCAUUGCAGAUGGUUGUGAGCCACCGUGUGGUUGCUGGGAAUUGAACUCAGGACCUGUGGAAGAGCAGUUGAUGCUCUCAGCCAUGGAGCCAUCUCUCCAGCGCCCCAGAUUUUCAUUUGUUAAUUCUUACACAUCGAGGUGUUUUGAGUGUAUGCAAUACCCAAACAGGCCAGAAGAGGGCACUAGAUACCCUAGGACUGGAGGUACAGAUAGAUGGUUGUGAACCGCCCUGUGGAUACCGAAAAUAGAAUCAGGUCCUGGGGAAGAGCAGCCAGUGCUCUUAACUGCUGAGCCACCCCUCCAUCCCUAGAUCAGAUUUUUUUUAAAAAAAGUAAUAAAUACUAGAAGAAAUCAUUUAAAAAGUUAUUUUACAAUUUCAGAAGGAAUAUAUUUCUGAGUAUGUCAGACUCUAGUACUUGCUUCAAAAGCACAUGCACUAAAUGCCAAGAUUAGCAUGGCCUCUGUGCACAGAUGACACACAGAUUCAUGACUGUGUCGAACUCCAGAAGACACAAAGGACAAUACUGGUGACUUCACCUACUGAGAAAUACAGUGCUUGCUGUGGAAAGUCCUAGACAAAGUAAAAAAGGAGACAUCCUGAUGGCUUCUUAAUGCGGAUCUUAGGUAAAGAGUCCCUGUAAGUAGUGAACUCAGCUGGCAGAGUUCGUGGAGGAGGCACAAGGAACGUGAGUCUGGAAAGGUCUUGAGCUCUCACCAUGUCUAUGCGGCUUCCACCUGCCUGGCUGACACGGGUGAACACGCAGUUCCUUGGUGGUGUGCUGGAUUGUUGGUGGGCAGUGACACUCCACACACCCAUGCCCUAUCCUACAGAGAUGAGAGGUGCUGACAUUCAUGUGAUGCCCUGUGUGUCUGGUGAACCUGCAAGGAUGUUAGAGGCAGGAAGGCACCAGGGCAUGGGUAAGUUGUGGUGCAGCCUAAUCACAGAGCCUGCUGUAUGGUGUGUGUGGGUAGAUACGAGUGCUAUUUGGUGCUUAGUGCAGAAGGCCAAGUGCAGAGCAUCCUAAUAGGACAAAUGGCCGUGCACAUCAUGGCUUUUAUUUUGAGAGUCGGUUAUGAACUCUCCAGAAAUCACAGGGGGGUCUGUAGAGGUCCACGAACCUUUCACCCAUCUCCCCUGGUGACAAAUGCAUCACAAGUAGGAAAAGGCCACGGGUGUCAGACUGUUGCCCUUACACAUGCUGACAUCUUAUGAACACGUUUGUGCUUGUGUGCACACGUGUCACAUGUCAUUGUACGUGGUUUUGCCCAGUGGUUCAUAACGAGCUCCUAAACUGGGACAGAGGUUUUGUUGCUGCUGUUUUGUUUUUCCUUUGAGACAGGGUCUCGUGUAGCCCAGGCUAACCUUGAAUGCACUAUGUAGUUAAGGAUGACCUAAAACUUCUGAUGUUUCUGUUUUUUCCUGAAUGUCGUGAUUAUAGGUGUGUGCCACCAGGCCUUGUUUAGAUAAAGGGUUUUCUAUAGGGUAUUUUUGGCAGGACACACAAGAGACUGGAAGCAGUGAUUGGUUGCCUUGGGGGAAGGCAAAUGAGGUAGGCAGACAUGACAGUGCUAUUGGGGAGGAGACAUCCCUUUCACUGUCACAGUACCUUGUAAACAGUUUGAAAGGUCUCUGUGGCACCCAAGUGAAUCGAGGCAGAGAGCCAUCUGUAGCUCUUUCAGAGAUGGAUGGGUGUGCAGUAGUCAGGGGCCGAGCUAGAGGUCCUGUAGGGAAGAGAGUAGAGAUCUCUGGAAAGGCGGGCAGAUGAAGCUCAGGGCACUCACCUGAGGGGAGGCUGGGUGAUGAUGGGGCUCAGGCUGUGACGAUACAGUGGCAAGUGAGGUAGGGAUAGCCUAGGCAUGACUGUGAGCGAGCAGGAAGGGAGGACAUAGUCUGGUAGCACAGCUUUUGUCUGUGUGAGAGAAGUCACCACUGGACUUUUAAAAAAGAAUUCUCAUACUUAUGUGAUGGGAGAUACCGUGGUUGAGAAGGUGGUUGUCCCCGGGGAGGCUCAUCUGUUGCACUUGGAGUUUGUUGACUCCUGAGAUUUCCCCAAAUGCAGGAAACACAACUGCAUACUUUGUGGUGGUAGGGGUUGCAUUUGUGUUCUUCUCUGUAAAGAAAAAAAUUCUCAGCUGCACAUAGUGGCACACACUUUAAAUCCCAGCACUUGGGAGGCAGAGGCAGGUGGAUCUUCAUGAAUUUGAGGCCAGCUUGGUCUACAGAGGGAGUUCAGGACAGACAGGAACCCUGUCUUGCAACAAUAACAAAAAAAAAAAAAAAAAAAAAAAAAGAAAAAAGAAAAAAGAAGAAAGAAAAAAUUCUCUUUAAAGCUGAGACCUGACUUUGACAGGAAGACGUCUCAGUGCUGACUGAUUCGGAAACUCCACUUUAUUCCACAGCAUUGUAGAUAAAGACAUAAUAAAACUACAAACCAAAUUAAGAUUGCUCAUUAGCAAGUGGAUGUACAGGGUAACAUGUCCAGUGUGUCGGAGGAGAGAAGAAAAAGGCAGCACAGCAUCAAGGACGGUCUACAGUUCAUCCAGUCUCCACUGUCAUAUCCAGGGACCCAGGAGCAGUAUGCGGUGUAUUUGCAUGCUCUUGUGAGAAAUCUUUUUAAUGAAGGAAAUGAUGUUUACCGGGAAUGUGAUUGGAGCGGCUCUCUACUUCAGUAUUCAGAAGCUCUGAAUAUAGCAAGUUAUGCAAAGUCUGAAGAAAUUUUAAUUCCUAAAGAAAUCAUUGAAAAACUUCAGAUAAAUCGUAUUGCCUGCUAUUCUAAUAUGGGUCUCCAUGAUAAAGUUUUAGAAGACUGUAACGCUGUCCUCAGUGUUAAUGCCAGUAACUGCAAGGCUCUGUAUCGGAAGGCUAAGGCUCUAAGUGACUUAAGGCGCUACAGAGAGGCCUAUGAUGUCGUGGCAAAGUGCUCCUUAGCGGUGCCUCAGGAUGAACAUGUAAUAAAGCUAACUCAAGAAUUAGCUCAGAAAUUGGGAUUUAAAAUAAGGAAAGCAUAUGUUAGAGCUGAGCUCUCACUGAAAGCAGUUCCUGGGGACGGGGCUCCCAAGGCUGUGAACCAUUCUGUGGAAGAUAUUGAACCAGAUUUGUUAACCCCAAGGCAAGAAGCACUUUCGGUUGUCUCCCUUCCCACAUCCAGUUUUUCUCAUGUUAUUGGGAGUGAGCUGGCCUCGGUUCCUAUUAUGCCUGUAACUUCUGUUUUACAACUGCAAGUGGAUGAGAGCCCUCUGCCGUCCACAGUGUUUGCAAAUGGAGGGAAGAUCCCCUUCACCAUAUCAGAAGCUUUUCUGGAUGAUGACAUUGUCCUUGGGGAUGAAAUAGAUGCUCUUCUUGAUUCUGCCCCAGAAACUAACGAUGCUGUUAUGUCCUCCACCCUGGUCCGAGGACCCCUCCCGACUGCCAGCGCAGCUCCAGGCUUCCCCUUCAGGGCACCAUCCCUGCUUGGAACCUUGCCCAUUGGUGCAAGGUACGCUCCUGAGCCCUCCUUUGCAGAGUGCUUUCCACCUCUGACUUCACCCUUGGAAGACUUCUACUCUUCUUUAAAUGCAUUUUCGGUGACUGAGUCCACUCGAGAUCUGUCCACCUCAACUGCUAGAGAGGGAACAGCGCUUAACAGCAGUAACUCCUCCCUUUUACUUAUGAAUGGACCAGGUAGUUUGUUUGCCUCUGACAAUUUUCUGGGAAUUACAAGUCAGCCUAGCAAUGACUGUGGAAACUUGUUUGGAAGUGUGAUCGCUAAACCAUUUUCUUCAGGGACUCCUAGGCAUCCCCUUGAAGGAACCCACGAGCUGAGGCAAGCUUGCCAGAUCUGCUUUGUAAAAUCAGGCCCUAAGUUAAUGGAUUUCACAUACCAUGCUAAUUUAGAUCAUAAAUGUAAGAAAGAUAUUUUAAUUGGUAGGAUAAAAAAUGUUGAAGAUAAAUCAUGGAAAAAAAUACGUCCAAGACCAACAAAAACAAAUUAUGAAGGACCAUAUUAUAUAUGCAAAGAUGUUGCUGCCGACGAUGAAUGUCGAUAUUCAGGCCACUGCACGUUUGCUUAUUGCCAAGAAGAGAUAGAUGUGUGGACCCUGGAAAGGACAGGGGCCUUCAGUCGAGAGGCUUUCUUUGGCGGCAAUGGAAAGAUCAGCCUGACUGUGGUCAAAAUCCUCCAGGAGCACCUUGGAGAGUUUACAUUCCUUUGUGAGAAAUGUUUUGAUCAUAAACCUAGAAUGAUAAGUAAAAGAAAUAAAGAUAACUCUACUGCCUGUUCUCACCCGGUCACAAAGCAUGAAUUCGAGGACAAUAAGUGCCUUGUUCACAUUUUGAGAGAGGCCACAGUAAAAUAUUCCAAAAUACGGUCUUUUCAUAAACAGUGUCAGCUUGACUUAUGUCGACACGAAGUCCGUUAUGGCUGCGUCAGGGAAGAUGAGUGCUUCUAUGCCCACAGUCUUAUUGAAUUGAAAGUUUGGAUAAUGCAAAAUGAAAGAGGUAUCUCCCAUGAUGAUAUUGCUCAACAAUCCAGACAGUACUGGAGAAGUUUGGAAGCAAGCCUGCCUGGACUGCAGGUACUUGGUAAUCAGAUCAUGCCUGGAUUACUUAACAUGGAGAUAAAGUUUGUCUGUGCUCAGUGUCUGAGAAAUGGCCAAGUUACCGAACCCGACAGGAACAGGAAAUACUGCAGUGCCAAAGCACAGCACUCGUGGACCAAAGAACGUCGUGCAAUGAGAGCGAUGUCUUUUGAACGUAAGAAGUGGAUGAACAUCCGUCCUCUCCCCACAAAGAAACAAAUGCCUUUACAGUUUGAUCUAUGCAACCAUAUUGCUAAUAGAAAAAAGUGUCAGUAUGUUGGCAACUGUUCCUUUGCUCAUAGUCCUGAGGAACGGGAAGUGUGGACUUACAUGAAGGAUAACAAAAUACAUGAUAUAGAGCAGUUUUAUGAACUCUGGCUGAAGAACCAGAAAACUGAAAAAAGUGAUGAGACAUCCAGUCACUGUAGCAAAGAAAACGGGAAGCAGAUCCACAUGCCAACAGACUAUGCGGAAGUCACUGUGGACUUCCACUGCUGGAUGUGUGGGAAGAACUGUAACAGUGAGAAGCAGUGGCAAGACCACAUCUCCUCCGAGAAGCACAAGGAGAAGGUUUUCCACACUGAGGACGACCAGUACUGCUGGCAGCACCGCUUCCCCACAGGGUACUUCAGUGUUUGUGACAGGUAUAUGGAUGGCUCCUGCACAGAAGGAAGCAGCUGUAAAUUUGCACAUGGAAAUGCUGAACUUCAUGAAUGGGAAGAGAGAAGGAAGGCCCUUCAGAUGAAACUCCAGAAAGCACGGAAAGAUCAUUUAAUUGCCCCAAAUGAUAAUGACUUUGGAAAAUAUAGUUUUUUGUUUAAAGAUUUAAAGUAAUAUGCUGGCUUUUAUGUAACCCAAUCGGAGCACUGACCAGAAAAAUUGCAGGUGUUGAACGGCGCAUAGCAGAGGAGCUGCAGAUUUUCUGCUUGAUCAGCAUCUAUCGUUCCUCCUGAGCAGCAACCAUAGUAGAUAGGACAGGCUGUUUGACAGGCCUGGCUAGGCUCUGUGCAGCCACUGGCAUCAGAUGGCGGCGACUUGCUUCCAGGUUGCACUCUGUUGGAUAGAAGUUUGGCUGAGGUGUGUUGGGGAAGAGGGUAAGGUUCAGGAUGACUCUAAGGGAAGAACCAUGGCCACGAGAGAAUAAUGUACACUGGGAUUGGAAUGAGCGAGGGAUGAAAUUCCCUCUGUGUUUUAGUGGAAUGAAUGUAUUUAAUAAAAUAAUAAAGUCUGCUACUUAUCUGUAUGUAGGUUGCUAAAAAGGAUUUUCUUAACUCAGAUUUUUAAGCCAAAUAACCAUUUAGCACUAGGGUCUGUUAAAUGGGUAUUUUCUGUAUUUGUAUGUCUCACUGUGAUAAGGGAACUGAUGAUCAUGCACAUCAAGAAUAUUUUAAAAGUAAUCAGUGGACACAAAUUUUAUUUCUUGGUCUUUUGCUGCUUAAAUGAUGAUUUUUGAAAGAUUAAACUUGUACUGCUGGUAUUGUGUAGCGUAUGGACCGAUAUUGCUUGUAAUAAAAGAUUUUACAUAGAGAUGA